GUAUUCCAAUAAAAAAAAAAUAAAUAAAAGGCACUUUAUUAACCAUCAUGGUAUCUAAACUUAUGUGAUCAAUCUUGAUGAGGCCAACAUGUAAACUCUAAUUUUAACUUCGUUGCCGUUUGUCAUUCAAUUAGUACGUUGAAUCUAAAAAUGUUGUUUUCAAUGCCUAAGUUAAUUCUGCCUGCUACAUAUUUUCAAGUUACCCUUUGAAGGUUUCCCGCACAUAUUUAGCUGUGUUAUGGUGACAGCUAUGUGCCCACAGGACGAUACAUGAGUAUGUACAUUUGGCCAGCUUCGCCGUAUAAAUUUUUUUUUAUCUAGAAAAAAGGUUGCAUUGAUAAAUUGUGUACAUAUUAUACAAAUAGUAAUAAUAUUACAUCAUAAUAUUUACAGCUAUGUUGCUCAUAGAUGAUAAUUCGACCCAGACACAGUCAGGGACCAUUAUGAGGCUUGCAGGUACAGUAUCGUCCACGCAACCCAUAAGCGCUAAACGACGAUAUUAAAUAGUAUGUUAAUUGGGUUGUUCUAUCGAAGUGGUCAAUAUCAACGGGGUGCUAUUUAGUGGUGACGAAAUAUAAGGUUUUUCUUUCGACUCCGUUACCGUAAUUUUGUACUUAUCAUUCCAUGCCGAUGCGCUCUUCCCAGACGAGAUCGCUCGUUUUAGAUUGCUAGGUUAUGGUGGCGGUAGUGACUUGUGUACGUUCGUCUUUCCUUAGGACAUACCCUUUCCAGCCCUAUUCUGUCGCGUCUGGUCCGCGGUAGCCGGAGAGACUGCCAGGCGGCUAGACUAGUAACCAGGCCUUCUUGCCGCCGUUCUGCCGUUUCUUUUGUUUGCGUUACCGUAAACAGAGCACUCGAGUGAAGCCUGUACGAAAACGGUUUGUGGCGCCCGAUAGGCGAGUGGGCCCCGCCAGGCCAUUGCUGCCCUACUUUUGUUUUCGGAUGAAACUGAUUCCUUAUAACUGGGCUCUGUAUGUGCCUGUUUCCCUGCAAUCAGGCCUAGUAAAAUUUUCCGCUGGAGAGAAAUUUACGGAAAGACAGUUAUAACUUGACAGACAGUUGCGCCAUGCUGCGUCGCGUCGCCGAUCGGCAGCAAAAGCUAAGGCCUUGCUCUGUUCAGGUAUGGCGUUCCUAGGAUAGCUCAUCAUCCAGGAUGGAGUCGUCAUUGUUGUUCGAUGAACUGGCUGAGGUGCCGUUGCUAGCGAAAAUGUACACAGCAUAAUACGUGUUUGCUAUUUCGUUACCGUCGUCGUCCUGUUUAUCUCCCUUUUUUCCAUUUACGGUUCUUCGAUAAUGACGCACGUAAUACUGAUGACAACAACAUGAUGAAAAAACAUCCCAUGCACGCACGCGCAAACCUUAUCAAAUCGGACGGGCCGGCUCAUUACUCAGAUCACCAGAUGUCAUACUGCCAGCCUGAGGCGGCGUGGCGACCCCAAUGCUGUCCAUGGAAAUCAUAGUAAUGUGCGCUGUUGUCACUAAAACAUGGGGUAUCAAUGGCGUGCCGAAAUCGUUCAUUUUGAUAGAGAUAUCUCUCCAUCUCUUCGUGCAAUGCCAUGCAAUUAAUAUAUGUAGCGUAGGUCGUGAACAGUACCUAAACUCGGUCGAGUGCGCGUUAAUCUAACAGCUCGCAUAGUAUCACCGUAAGGUCACUUAGCUACUACCCCUAGUGACCAAGUAGGUCGUUGUUGGAUGCUAACUUUAUUGUAGACAGGUACUUUUCUCUAACGCAUUUAGGCUCGUUAGCAUAACGGCACGUCGUCCGGCCGUGAUUGCAAAACAAACCCGUCGGUAAACCUGUGCACGAAAACUGCUUACUGUGAUACACGGUUAAAGUAGUUAUUGUAGGUAACGAUGUGUACUCGUGAAAAUGUGCUAAGUUGUGGUAUAACUUUUCCUAAGGAAGUGAUGAAGACGACUGGUACAAAGUAUAUGAAAAGCUUCAAGCCAAGGGCCCGACACACACAAGUACAGACGGAGAAAUCACAUCGGAUUAAUCAGGGCGAUUUCUGCUUCGUCUGUAAAGAAGAUAGUUUCUUAACGCUAUCCAUCUGAACCAGAAGGACUAGAGAAGCGUGGCUUUCCAUCAUCGUCCAUCUGUCGUUUACCUAUUGAAUUCUCAGUAUCAUAAAACGCAGUAGCGAUAAGAAUCAGAAUGCGAAUGGACGUGAGCGACGUAAUUGGCUCGUUCGGCCUAUAUCAUUUCAUUGUGCUCCUGGUGACGGUGCUCCGAGCCCUGCCUUCAGCAUGGACACUGACAGGAAUUGAUUUUAUCUCGGGAGAUGUUCCAUUCAGAUGUGCGUACGAUGAAGACACUUGGUACCUCAUUAAAAAGAAUCAUUCGUUAGAGCGAUAUUUAAAGAACAACUGCUCAAAAUUUCAUAUACAAAUAGACCACAAGGGUGAGUUAGUUCUCCUGAACAUCUCUGCUCCGCUAAAAUGUCCAAAGUUCGCGUUCGACAAACCUGAUACCGCCUAUGGCUGGUCCGUCGUUGAAGAAUGGUCGUUGGUCUGCGACCGGCAUUUGAUGGGAUCGGCGAUGCAAAGCAUCGUGUUCGCCGGAUCGUUCGUCGGAGCGAUUAUUUUCGGUCUCGUAGCCGAUUGGCAGGGCCGUCGGCGUAGUUUGCUAGUGAGCACCGUCACCUUUGCAGGAUUCGCGAUGAUAUCGGCGACUCAGAAAUCUUUCUGGCUCUUCAACACGUUCCGUUUCUUUCAAGCCGCUGCGGUAGCUGGUAUACAGAUCACAGCAUCAGCCCUUUUUAUGGAGCUUCUUCUACCAAGAGAUCGAUACCUCUUCAACGUGGGGUUCUCGAUAGGCUUUGCGGUGUGUACGGUGCCGAUUCCUUAUGUUACCAUGGCACUAAAUUCGUGGCAAUUGUUCCAACUCGUUACGGGCCUGUGUGCCCUUUGCAUCCUCCUGCCUCUAUUAGUUGUCGAGGAGUCUCCUCGUUGGCUCGUCAGCCAGAAGCGAACGCUCGAAGCUCGUGAGGUGCUCAACUCAAUAUUCACGACAAAUCGAAGGAUUGUGUCUAAUUUCAGCUAUCUGAUGUCCAAUCUCGUCGAGCAAACUCAUAACAGAGAAAUUGAAGGAAUCUUCCGUCUGCUGGGUCAUGGUCGAUUACGAAUUCAACUUUCGCUCAUACUACUAUACUGGCUUAUCGAGAACGGCAUCUACUAUGCUGAGAUUUUUCUCUCGUCUCAUAUUCGAGAUACAGACCAUAAGUUGGCAUUUGCAAUUAACGCCGCAGCGGAGAUUCCAGCUGGGCUCAUCGGAAUGAUCUUCCUGCGCUAUUUCAACCGCCGUUCCUCCAUGGCGUCAUCCCUAGCAGUAGGCUCUGCCUGUGCGAUCGUUGCGGCAGCGAUACCGAUUCAAGAUGCUUUGUAUUCGCUUGUCCUAAGUGGUCUCACUCGCUUCUUCUUAACGCUAGCAACGUCGAUUAAAUGGGUCUACACACUUGAGCUGAUGCCGACCAAUAUACGAUCGCUUGGAUUUGCUAUGGCUUUUGCGAUGGGUCGCAUCGGAGGAAUAUUUGCGCCGUACAUUCGGGAUAUGGCCAUCAGUUCGCCCGAAAACCAAAAAUGGUGCUUUGUCAUAAUCAGCGUAGGUUCGCUUUGCGCGACGAUGCUAGUGUUCUUCCUGCCGGAAACGAUCAAUGCCCAAUUGCCUGACAGUUUCUUUGAAACCUUCCGACGACAACGAAGGAGACGGGGUCAGUCGAUACCACGGACCUAAGCCAUAAGGAACGUAAGCUAUACAGUAGUACUAUUUCUAUGUAUUGAAGUACGAUUUCAUGAUGACCACAAUAUCGUCUUUCUCACUAUCAUCAGCCAAAGGUCUUCAUUAAGAAAUUGUAUUUAUCGAGAGAAGGAAAAGUGUGCUAAACGUUGCAUGUAGAAUCCUGCUGGUACGAAUACGGGAUAAAAUUGUCGAUACGUCGUUGGGAAUCUGCCCAGAUUCCAGCAUAUCAAAUACUGGCCUGAGCUAGCCUUAAUGGUGGGAUGAAUUGCCCUCUUGCUACAAAUGCUGUCAUUCGUUUUGUGACUUUUUUUUUUUGUAGGGAUAACAUAGGCUAUCUUUUCGGAGUCGAAAUUAUUCCGACGUUUCCACCUUAAUCGAAAUAAUCCACAAGGUACUUUUCAAAAACUGAAUAUGUACAAAAACGUUGAUUUUUCUUCGCUUUAUUAUUGAACUAUCUUUAAGAUAAUUUGGUAUAAACCAAUACAUAGCAAGGCUAAGCGAGUUAAAUUAUUGAAAACGUGCACUAGCUUUAGAAAUGAUGGCAGGAAGUAAUUGAUCCGUUUCGUAUGAAUUUUCUAAUGAUCAAAAUUCUAACUAGCGGCCGUGCACCUUAAGUAUUCGUUAUCACAUACCCUUAGCGUUAUUUCAGUUACUAGACAAUGUUAUUUGAUGGGUAACACUUCGAUGAGCAUGUUAAAUAUGGCGCCUUGUAAGCACAACGAAAUUUAUAUUGUAUGCAUGCAAGGCUUUCUGUUUGUCCUAAGCCGCCCGACAUUAACUGAUAUACAGUACUACUUAUUCAGACAGACGACCGUAGUCCUUCAUCAUCAGAUAGUGAGCAGCAAUUACGAUAGUGUCGCUAUUGGCGUUAAACAUCGCGCAACGAGAUAAGGCCUGCUUGCGCAAAAUCUGUUACACGCGCUGCCAAAAUGAGGGAUACAUGCCAAGUUAAUGGAUUACUCAGGUCCUAUGGAUAUAACCGCGGUGACUAGUGAAGCCUUUUCCCUGAUUUAUACUCGAAAUUAACUUAUUUGGAGUAAAACAGUACUUUACACUGAACGAUUGAAAAGAAACUAUUCUGGCUUGUAUUCCUUUUUUUUCUUUUUUUUUUUUUUUUCAUUCAACAUAGUUCUGCUGGGCAACAGCUCAACUUACUAACUAAGCUCCCAAAUAUGAAAUGUAAAUAUCGAAAAAUUGCUUUAUUGCCAAUUAGCCUGCAGAAUGUUUAGGUUCUAUUCGUUAGCUUGUCGCGGCUGGCCGUUACCUUAAAGCGUAAUAGAAAAUUGGUGAUGAGUUGAUACAUAUACACAAUCCUUGAUGGCUAUGAUACAGCGAGGGCUUGCAAGUUUGAUAGGUUAUAAUAUAAUUCAGCUUCAAGUUACUUUUGUAUGAUUUAUUGAAAGAGAAUCACGUCUAUCUCGUAACCUAGCUAGCUAUAAGUAGCAUUUCUGGCUGCUGUCCGAAAGAAGUUUUUGCCCGGAUUCUGGACUCGUUCUGAUCUCGUUCAUGGUUCUUUGGGUCAAAGCGCCCUUUUCUAGUUCGUACAUUAAAAGCUGCUUUCUUUGGGUACUAAAUAUGUAUCACGCCGGUAAGGAAGUCCUGGCAAUUUUCAGUGCAUGAUCGAAUAAAGUGUACAGCGGGCGAAAAACCUCAUCUACGUCUUCGCCUUCAAGGAACUUCCUAGCACACAAGUUGAGAUAGUAAAGUUUUUGAACGCACCAUCUUAAACGACCCAGUGCAAGUAAAAUGCUCAAACGGGCUUGUGCUGGGAUUUAAUUCUGUGUGUCAAAAAAAGUACAUGACGAGCAGGGGGACGGACAUCGUCAGAAACGUUAUUGGAGCCUAUUUAUAUAAACAUGUGUAAGCAGAUUAAUUAUUUGAAAAUAGAGUAGUACAUGAUGAUAUAAAAUGCUAUGACAGCGUAUACAUAAUCAUUCCCUUUGUUCCCAUCCAUCGCGUCGCCAUAUAUAUAAAUUUUUAACGUCUCGAAAAAUUCUCAGCUUAAAUGCCGCGUUAUUUCCGAAUGGCGUUGGUAGAAAUGAGGCAGCAUCGGCAUCUAUGAUGUAUAUUACUACGAUAACACUGAACUUACCAAAAAUGAAAGGACUCUCACUAGGCUGUUAAGUUCAUUUUAGGCUGUCUAGUGAAUGAUACACCGGUGAGCUAAUCUUUACAAAGGAUUUUCGAAUUGAUGCCGUUACAGGUGUGUAAAAAAGCUGUAAUUUUUAACCGAAUCUUUUGUGUGUUGUCAAAAAUGCGGGUCUAACUAUAAAAUAGUUCCCUAUCAUAUAGGUACAAAUAAAUAUGCUCAUAACUAAUGGGCUGUUUUAUUUAAUCGGUAAAAAUUGAAACUUGGUUGCGAACCAGUAAUCGACAAUGCGGUCACCCAACCGAGCUUACUAAAUCCAAUGCUAGGUUCAUCUAUGACUUCAAAUAGAUAGGACAUAAAUGACACCUAUUUUAUUACCAUUUAUGAAAAUUAGUAAUCGUCUGAAAAAAAAAUUAUGAAUACUACUAUAGCUAUUGAAAUAGGACAGGACAUUAUUGGUCGGCGAAACCUAUGGUGUUAUACUCAACUCUUCGAUUUUCAUUUGAGGUAUCGAUAUUCAGUUAUGAGUGCUUUCAAACAGCUAACGUAUAGUCGGAUAUAUCCGACGAGACAAGCAGUGAAUUAAAUGAUAUAUAAAGUAUAACCGUAACUUGUGCCGACUACCGCUCGAGGGAGGUGCAAUAUGAUAAGGUCGCAAUGGUAAGCAUGCGUAUAGACGAAACAAAAACAUAUAUACAUGUGGUCCGUAUUUUUCGGCGCGCGACCAAAUGUGUUAAGCAAUUGUUUUAGUAAAAAGUCAAAUGGCAUUAAAAAUUCCAGAUCAAUCCAAUGGCAUUCGGCUUUCCGGACUUUCCUAAUGGGACAAUCAGUGGUAAUUAGGGACUAAUCGACCUGAUACGCUCGUCGAAAAAAAAAAAAAAGUACUGUCCAUUAUAAUUUGGCCUGUUCGAUAUGUAGUCUAUUAAUAGGUUAAGUUAGUUAUUUAUUAAGUAUUCACAACGAGAAUGUGCCAAUAAUAAAAAGAAAAACGUAACAAAAAUUGCACCUUUACGAGAGGAAAAAAUCGACCAUUCUUUCUUAUUUUAAAUCCCUAUAUCCUAACUCGUACAUUUUGUACCCGUUCGAUUCUAUCAAUAAAAUGAGCGCGCGUUUAUUUACGAUGUCAAUUUAUUUAAAAUCGACAUUUGUAGUGAAGAUGCGUCAUCGUUGCAAUUUCAUGAACGAACAAUGAUGGAUUCCUGCGAUAACACUUUGGUGAUGCCCAAUAGUUGUUUGCCAUAAUGACUGAAUUCAGAUCUGAGCCAAGUAAAGGAUCAGUAAACCAAUCGUAGGAUUUACACGCUAAUCUGCCGAGCUGAUAACGACCGUGUUCCUCACUUGGCCUAUGAAAAUCUCGGCUACCUUAUCACAGGAGGUA
Molecule: messenger RNA, 7206 nt
Organism: Varroa destructor (honeybee mite)
Lineage: Eukaryota; Metazoa; Arthropoda; Arachnida; Mesostigmata; Varroidae
Product: organic cation transporter protein-like
Biological process (GO): transmembrane transport
Cellular component (GO): membrane
Molecular function (GO): transmembrane transporter activity
Source: RefSeq, a predicted model, not a curated record